CAGGUCACGCAUAAAUUGAGAUAACUGCUUAAGCCUAAAUUCACUCAUUUCAUAAAGGCUCCUCACUGCGUCACUAGUACUCACCCAGUAGAGUUCAGUUUUGAGUCUUGUCCUUGAGUUCUUGUCUUGGUCCCCCUGCUUUGCAGCGACCACCUUAUCUUAUCUCUAUUCCGACUCUAAAAGAAAAAAAAAAUAGAUGAGCGAGAGACUUGACCUCAACACAGAGGACGGUUUGAGUUCCUCCCUUGUCAGUGACCUUCUGUCCACGCAAAUGUAGGGGGGAUGAAAAAUUCCCGCAUAUUUGGAUUUAUUGUCACGUAUCCUUUUUUUUAAGCCGGUAACUUUUUGCUCUCUGUCUCGUUUGUACUUGCGGAUCAGCUGGUUCCCCUGCCGGGACUGGGAUUGGCCAUUCAUUCUCUUUGUGGGCCCUCGGUCUUGUUGGUCAUCCUCCGCCCACUGACGUCAGAGGAACAUUUCAAUCUCUCGUGUUAUUGAGGUUAAUCUGAUUAUGAAGAUUAGCUCCAAGAAAAUUCCUCAUCAAUGACAGCCAAGAUGGAGACUCCUUUCUACCAUGACGACUCCCCCGCCAUCCACAGCUUCGGACAGUUUCCGGAAUACGAGCGUUACGCCGGGAACAAGAUGCUGAUGUGUAAGAAGGCCGUGUCGGUGGCGGUGGCGAGCCAUCAUUUCGGCGGCGGCGGGGGAGGCGUGGCGGGAGCCAGAGGUACGAACCCCAACAACCUCGGACUGGGCCACGGCGGCUCCCUGGCGACGCCGUCGGCAUCCUCGGCUGACAUGAACAUGCUGAAGCUGGCCUCCCCCGACCUGGAGCAUCUGAUCAUCCAGUCCAACCAGGGAUUGGUCGCCGGCGGCCCCCCGUCCAACCCGUUCAUCUAUCGCAACCAGGCCACCAACGAGCAAGAGGGCUUCGCCGACGGCUUCGUCAAAGCGCUCGCCGACCUUCACAAGCAGAACCAGCUGGUGGGAGGCCACCUGUCGCCGUCGUCCUCCUCCAACGUCUCCCUCCAAGCGUCCUACCAGAGGAACUUGAUGUCCGCCGGCGAGGCGCCCAUCUACACCAACCUCGGCAGCUACAACCAGGGACAGCCGGCGUAUUCCGCGGCCCCCAUGACCUACGGCGGCGCCGCCGGUCACAACGCCGUGGGCGGAGCCCCUCAGCCGCACGCCAGAAGUCUGGAUGCCCCUCAGACUGUUCCCGAAGUCCCCCACCUCGCCGGAGACCCGACGUCGCCUCCUUCCCUCUCCCCCAUCGACCUGGAGACGCAAGAGAGGAUCAAAGCCGAGCGCAAGAAGCUGCGCAACCGCAUCGCCGCCUCCAAAUGCCGCAAGCGCAAACUGGAGCGAAUCUCCCGGCUGGAGGAGAAGGUGAAGAUCCUGAAGAGUCAGAACUCGGACCUGGCCUCCACCGCUUCCAUGCUGCGGGAGCAGGUCUCUCAGCUCAAACAGAAGGUCAUGAGUCACGUCACCAACGGCUGCCAGAUCGCCGUCGGCUCUCCCGGAAAAUCGGGAGCGAGGGCCUGCGGCGCCAGCGGCGAGGACUCCGGCUGCUGAGGGACGCAGAUAAAACAAACGCUUUGGAACAUUUCAUCGGCGAAAAUGGGAGGGGUGGGGGUGGGGGGGGGUCAGUUAAGGCCCGGUGUCAACAAAGAGGUGGUCCGAUGACAUCGGGCCUGAGACGCUCAUCAAACGCCGCCGAGCGCAAAAGGGCUUCUUCUCUUCGGAGCGUACGCACGCCGUGAAGAACGCUCAAUGGGACGCUUCUCUGCCAUUUGACGGGAUUUCAAGAGACUCUUCUGCAGGAUUUGACACGACUCUGAAACACUUUAAACAGCCCAACUCUUAUUUAUUUAUUAUUAUUAUUAUUAUUAUUAUGACUAUUUUGUAAUUAUGAUCUCGUCACGCUUUAAGUGUAACGUCUUUCUCCCCAAAAAAAAAAAAAAUCUUUGGAACCGUUUUGCAAUAAUUCAAUCGAGCGGCGUGAGGUCGCACGUGUGAGUAUGAAGACUUGAUUCCUGAAUUCCGGAGCGACUCGCUUCAUUCCUGAAUUCCGGAGCAACUCGCUCAAACGCUUUUUGGACGACACUGUUGCCGUACUUCGGAAUUUAUCGCUUGAAAACGUGGACUGAAAAAAGACGUUGACGGGAUUGGCUAUUCUGUUUCGUUACCGUGUUUGCUUUGUGUGUGCGUGUUUUAUAUCUUUGUUUUAUUUUUAUUUUUUUUUUUCACAUUACGUGUAUACGAAAGCCGACUCUGCUUCAAAGUCCAAUUUUCAAAUGUACAUUUUGGGAUCAUUUACGUGUUUUGCUGCUCAAAGUUGAAAAACGUUUCUUGCCACUCCGUGUCAAAAAAUAAAGUCUGACGAUCCGUCGCCA
This is a messenger RNA of Hippocampus zosterae (dwarf seahorse), 2393 nucleotides long. Its product is annotated as transcription factor Jun-like. The transcript has a single exon. Gene Ontology annotation, molecular function: transcription factor binding; RNA polymerase II cis-regulatory region sequence-specific DNA binding; DNA-binding transcription factor activity, RNA polymerase II-specific. The record is from RefSeq and is a predicted model, not a curated record. Bases 541 to 1572 code for a protein of 343 amino acids. Gene Ontology annotation, cellular component: transcription regulator complex. Gene Ontology annotation, biological process: regulation of transcription by RNA polymerase II; regulation of cell population proliferation; regulation of cell cycle. NCBI's taxonomy places the organism in Eukaryota, Metazoa, Chordata, Actinopteri, Syngnathiformes, Syngnathidae.